This is a messenger RNA of Dichotomopilus funicola, 2187 nucleotides long. RefSeq lists its product as uncharacterized. The transcript has 2 exons. Lineage: Eukaryota; Fungi; Ascomycota; Sordariomycetes; Sordariales; Chaetomiaceae. Bases 1 to 2187 code for a protein of 728 amino acids. The record is from RefSeq and is a predicted model, not a curated record. Gene Ontology annotation, molecular function: metal ion binding; ATP binding.
AUGGCCACGACUGCGGGGCAGAAGCUGUUAUUGGUGGAUGGAAAGACGGGACAAGUUACCUUCGAGGCUAGUUGGAAAGCUGCACCGAACGCCACAUUCGGCCAGUCGGGGGACCCCCACGAGCCGUUCGUCUCGCUUGACCUGCUGCUCGAGCCCGGCAAGCAGCAGGCUAACGGAAAUGGAAAUGGGCUGCACCAUCACCACCACCAGGUCCAGCUGAACCUUGGACCUCGGACUCACGGAACCCAGGCCGCACCGGCCAAUGACGAGCGCCUCGUCGUAUCGACGCCCUAUGGCGAGAGUGUGGAAGCAACCCGCACUUCGGUCGGCUCAUCCGAGGCCCUCCAGUUCUUGGAAGACCUCCUCAAGGCCGCCCAGUCGACUCGCCGCGCCCAGCUGGCCAAGCUCAUCAUCCCCAGUACGGCCGGGUACAUCGCGCGGUCGGACAUCGUCUCGCUCCGCUUGAAAGACAGCGAGCACGUCGAGUCUGUCGCGACUUUUGCUGCACCUCGCCAGUACUUUGCUGGAGGCGAUGUCAUCGUCGAAGGGGCCGACGAAUGCUGUGGAUGGCUAAGCCAUCUGCUUCGUCGGUCGGCAGCGGGCAUCAUCCUCCGCGAUCAUGACGACACGGGCGUUAAAAUCAACCUGCAAAAGGCCUCCAUCGCUUUGGAUGCUCAACUCCACGACAGACUUUCCUUCCCCUGGCUCACCCGCAGCUUGCACCCUCGCAGGACACUCGCCAUCAUCGAGGCCGGCCGCUGUCACCCGCGCUAUGGCGGGACAGGGCCCUCUGUCUACGGCGCAGCCAAGGCGCUCGGCAUUGACAUUGUGGCCAUGGACAAUGUCGGCCACUGGAUGGAUGACCCCGAGUUCCGGGACUGGCGCAUGGCCUUUGUCCCGCUAGCCCUGCACGACCCCCCACAGGAAGACUUCGAGGACCGCAUCGUGGCGACAGUCCGGUCCUGCGGCAUCCCAAUCGACGGGCUGCUGACGCUGUGCGAAUCGUACAUGAACCCUGUUGCGCGCGCCUGCCAGAGACUCGGCUUUCCCACCGAGAACCCGGCUCCGUAUCUGAUUGCUACCAACAAGUACGAGACGAGCGUCUUUGAGGGCCACCAGGCGCACCUGGCCAACAGCGCUGAUGAGGCGGUUGCUAUUGCGUCUUCCAAUGACGGUGGGAUGCCCUACCCGCUCAUUAUUAAGCCGUGUAACGGCUGGAGCUCGGAGGGUGUGAGUCUUGUGCAUCAUAAGUCCGAGAUCCGGGCGGCCGUGGACUCGAUCGACAUUUCGCGGCACGGAACCGAGUUUGUGAUGGAACCGUACUGUGCCGGCCCCGAGGUCGAUGUCAACCUGGUGAUGCUUGACGGCGAACUUUUGUUCUUCGAGGUGUGUGAUGACAUGCCCAAGACGGCCGAAGACGAGGAUGAUUUUGAUGAUGAAGAAGACGGUACAACCAUCGACAGGCAUGGGCAUGUGAGCGGAGCCAGGAGUGAUUCCUCCCUCAACACGUUCAUCGAGAUGUGCAGCGUCUUCCCUUCGUCGCUGCCCCGGCGUGAGAUUGAAAUACUGCGCGAUUCCUUCCACGCCAGUCUCCUCCGGCUCGGAUUCCGAACCGGUAUGUUCCAUCUCGAAGGCCGGAUCCAAAACUCCACCACCGAAUACGCCUAUGACCACCAAAGGGGUGUUGUCGACCUGCGAAUCAAGUCUUCUCCUGAGCGGGAUGAAGCCCCUCAGGCAUGGCUCAUUGAAAUCAACCCCCGCCCGCCCGGCAUGAAGGGCAGCCUCGUGAUCGAGUCAACCUGGGGCGUCGACUACUGGGCCACCACCCUCCUGUCGGCUCUCCGCGAUGACGAGCGGCUGCGAGCGCUCUCCCAGCCCUUCGCCUCGGGCCCACAGUACACGUGUGCCAUGGUGUUCAUCCCGACCGAGUAUGACGCCGACCGGUGCGAGGGUAUCUUCGACUCGGACGAUAUCGUCGCCGAGCUGUUUGCGCGCCGGCCGGACCUCGCGAGACAUGUGAGUCGGAGUGGGUGUUUGGUGCAUCGGGGGCAGAAGAUUCCCCAUCCAGCGCGGGACGGGUACAAUUCAUUCCUGGCGUGGUUUAAUGUCUUUUCGCGGACUAGCAGGACCGAGACCCUGCGGCUGGCCGCGGAGAUCCGGAAGGAGGUGCGGUAUCAAUUUAGGUGA